Messenger RNA from Anopheles coustani, 1854 nucleotides. RefSeq names its product intraflagellar transport protein 74 homolog. The record is from RefSeq and is a predicted model, not a curated record. NCBI's taxonomy places the organism in Eukaryota, Metazoa, Arthropoda, Insecta, Diptera, Culicidae. Gene Ontology annotation, biological process: intraciliary transport involved in cilium assembly; cilium assembly. Gene Ontology annotation, cellular component: centrosome; cilium; intraciliary transport particle B. Gene Ontology annotation, molecular function: beta-tubulin binding. The coding region runs from base 1 to 1854 and encodes 617 amino acids. The transcript has 5 exons.
AUGGCGGAUAAUAAUAAUAACUCAUCGAUACAGCCAGCAUCGCACCGAGGAAUGGCGUACUUUGCAAUGAACGAUUCGUCAACACCGAGCCAAACGGCUACUAUGAGGCCUGGGACGACUAUUAAGCCUCCUUCGGCAUUACGUAGUGGUACUGCAAGUAGACUGGCAGCAAACAAUAUUAAUACCAAAAGCUCAAUUGCCACGCAACGUAUUGGCUCUGCGCUUGGAAACGCAGGAAACAAGAUGAGUGAAAGACCCAUAACUCAGCAUGGGAUAAGCGGUCUAUCGACAUCGUAUAGUCGCCCAGGUGCAACCGCCAGUGGGAAUCGUCAAAUUAAAGAUAAGCGAUAUUGGCAAGCAUUAUUACAAAGUAAAAUACAUGAAAUCAGCUAUGAGACUAGCAAACUUUCAAAUGAUAAAAAAUUCCUCGACCGCGAACGAUCAGCUCGUAAGUUGUACGAAAAGCGUGUAAAGGAUGCCGCCAAAGAUUUGACAAACUUACAGUCAACUCUCACAUCAAUGAAUUUGGCAUUGGACAACUGCAGUUCGGGUAUGACUAGACAACAUCUCCUUAAUGAAACUGUAGCUCUACGAGAGCAAAACGAACAUAUUCAGGAGCAGUUGGAAGUCAUAUUUAAGCAACGUCAACUCAAAGACACCGAAAAUCGGGGCUUAGAAAAUGAAACCGCUAAGGAAAAGAAUAUAAGCAAAGAGAUGAUAAACUCUUUAACCGAUGAGGAACAGCGCAAAUAUCGAGAUCUUCAGUUUGUUUCCGAAAAUCUACAAAAACAAAACACUGUAUUUCAUACGCGAAUAAGUGAAAUGGAAAAACAAAAGGAGCGGCUUCUUUCAACAAUAACAAAUUCGCAAAGUAGGGCUGAAGCACACCGCCUCAAAUUGAAACUAAAAGAGUUAUCUGCUAAAAGGAACUCGAUGUACGAUGAAGCUAAUAAUCGACUCACUCCGGCGCAAGAACGCGAGAAACUGAUCAUCGAAGUUCGUUCUAACAACAAAGCUCUCAGUGGAAUUGGAAGACAGUUGAAAAUAAUCGAAGAUCAGCUGAAUGAGAAAAAGGAAUUAUGGCAACAAAUUCAGCACGAUCUUGAAGAGGGGAACUCAGAAAGACACAUCAAGUAUAAGGAACUUAAAAAACGCGAUGAAGUCAUGUCGUCUUUCUUGAACGGUUUCAAAAAAACUAUGGAUCAAGAAAAGCAAAGAAUAGAAUUGCUGAAAAAUCAAAUAACUUUCGCAAUUGAACAAAUCACGCUACAAGGAAUUAACAUGAAAGGUUUGAGAGAGGAUAAAUCAGAUAAACUAGAUAAUGACGAAAUUAUAUCCAAGAACGAUCUUAACUCUCAUGCUGGUCUCAUAAAAGAGUAUAAAAAACUCAGUAUUCUACUCAAACAACUUCAAAUUCUUGAAAACCGAACUAGGCAGCAAGUAAACACUUUACGGCAAGAAGAAACGGAUACAAUGAAAUUGAUUAAAAAAUACAUGAAUUUGGAAAUACCUCGAUCCACCGCCAUCGCUAAAAUGAACGAUCUCUCUUCAGCGCUGCAGGAGUUAGACGAUAAAAAGCGUGUGACUGACAAUGUGGUUGAGGAAGCACGAAGUCGACAUCAAGAUUUAAAAAUAAAACUAAAAAGCAAUGAGACUUAUCGUCAAUUAUCCCACCUCGAAGAAAAGCUGAUCGAUAUUCUCAAAGAAAACAAAUCACUACAGAGCACUUUUGAUCAGCUACAGCAGGAGAAUGAUUAUUCACCAAUACGUGAGGAAGUAAAUGCCAUGGUCAACGAAUAUAACACACUACUCUGUUCAGAAACAGAUACAUAUUGCAUGAAUAAUUUAUUUUAG